AGGAGCUAAGGAGGUGGGUCAACAGGGGGUGUGUGUAAAACUCUCAAACUAAAACCACAAGUAAAGGUUGGGUGGACUGUGGAGCGGAGAGUCGGAGUUAGGCUUGGGUACUGCUUCGAGCUUCAGAAACCUCAGUGAUCACCAUCACCUUCAUCUGCACACGCAUGAGCAACUGCUUCAUUCACAACAACAAUCACCACCACAAUCUCUUCCACCUCCUCCAUUUCACUUCAAACUGAUUCUUAAUUAUUAUUAUUGAAAAAGAAAAUACAGAAUGGGGACUAGGGUUCCGGUGCAGCACUACAACCUCAAUUCACCCUCUUCCUUCAUCGAGAGUCCCCUCCACGUUCUCAACGCUGUCGACGCCAGAACCGCCGCACCCUCCCCCAUUGACCACAUCGCCGCCCCCACCCCGGACCCCACCACACACGAUUCUGCUGCUGCCGUCGACUGCAUGAACGAGUCCCAUAGGAGUUGUUUUGACGAGGAUCGCUCAAGUCUGGAGACUAACGAGUCUUCCAGGGGCACUUAUGAUAUCUUAACCAUUGAGGAUGUUUCGCCUAUAGAGACAGCAAGGGCGAGGUUUCUGCAAAUAGUUGUGGAUCAUUUUAUCGAUGAUCAUGUGAUUGAAGUGGCUGAUUCAGAGGCUGAUUAUUCCGGCCAAGACAAGCUGGAUAAGAGAAGGAACAGGGAGAUACAGUAUGAAGGGGACCCGAAUUUUGCUCUGCCUUUGAUGUAUGUGGCCAAUAUGUAUGAGACUUUAGUGAAUGAUGUUAAUAUGAGGCUUGCUUCCUUGAAUGGUAUUCGCGAGAAGACGAUUGGGGUAGCCCUUGAAGCAGCUGGUGGUUUGUAUAGAAGACUGGCUAAGAAGUUUCCUAAAAAAGGACCGCGUACAUAUAAGAGAAGAGAAUUGGCAACUUCUAUGGAAACAAGGACAAGGUUCCCAGAACUAGUUAUACAAGAAGAGAAGCGAGUUCGUUUUGUGGUAGUUAAUGGUUUGAAAGUUGUUGAGAAACCAAAUACCAUGUCAAUUGAUGAUGCUGAAUGGUUUAAGAGAUUGACAGGUCGGAAUGAAGUAGCUAUCUCAGCUGAUGACUACAAAUUUUAUUCUCCAAGACACAAGUUUCGGCGUGCUGCAUCAAUUUCACUUUCCAAUAUCCCUGAUAUCCCUAGUUUCCCUGGAGCUGACAAUUCUUCUACAUUGACUAUUAAUCAAGGAUUUCGCUCACAGACCCCGACCAAACAUCACUUGCAAUCAUUGCCACAUCAACCUCAGUUUCACGCAGUUCUCCAGAACAAUCAAGCUAUGCACCAAAGUCCGCAUGCAGGGCCCUAUUCCCAUAACCAUCAAAGUGGUCCGCCGUCCCACCUGUCGGAAAUAUCUCAUGCUCACCAACCAACAUCAAUAUCCCAACACAUGAAUUGCUUACAACCACUCACAGGUGGCCAUGUUGGAGGACGCUUGCACAUGCUGCCACCAACCCCUGCAAAAUAUUGUGAUGAAUGUGGGGCUCCAUAUCUGAGGGAAACAUCCAAGUUUUGUUCUGAGUGUGGUUCAAAGAGGUUAGGAAUCUGAACAAGUUUUGCUAGUUCAUUGACAAACUUGGGCUGAUCACUGGUAGCAUCUUUACAUUUCAAGUGAGUUAGCUUAAUAGGUAGAAAAGAGUGCAGAUUUCACUUGAUAGCUCAUAGGUGUAAUCCGAGUAAAUCUUUGUAGAUAUCUGUAUUGGGUUUGGCUUUUUGAUGUAAGUUGUAACAGAAUGUUCAGAAAUGACAAAAUGGCAAGUUAUCAUACAAAGAAUCCAAGUGUACUCUAGCAAUUAUUGCUGAUUUAGCAGUUC
This is a messenger RNA of Arachis duranensis, 1841 nucleotides long. RefSeq lists its product as uncharacterized. Bases 275 to 1576 code for a protein of 433 amino acids. The record is from RefSeq and is a predicted model, not a curated record. NCBI's taxonomy places the organism in Eukaryota, Viridiplantae, Streptophyta, Magnoliopsida, Fabales, Fabaceae. The transcript has 9 exons.